Triticum aestivum (bread wheat) is the source of this 1619-nucleotide messenger RNA. RefSeq names its product flavin-containing monooxygenase FMO GS-OX-like 2. The coding region runs from base 53 to 1399 and encodes 448 amino acids. The transcript is spliced from 7 exons. NCBI's taxonomy places the organism in Eukaryota, Viridiplantae, Streptophyta, Magnoliopsida, Poales, Poaceae. Gene Ontology annotation, molecular function: flavin adenine dinucleotide binding; N,N-dimethylaniline monooxygenase activity; NADP binding. The record is from RefSeq and is a predicted model, not a curated record.
CGCGACGACGAGAGAGCAUGCCAGCCGAGACUUGGAGACUUUUCCUCCUCCGAUGGCAUCGUCGCGCGUCGCCGUGAUCGGCGCGGGGGCGGCCGGCCUGGUGGCGGCGCGGGAGCUGCGGCGCGAGGGCCACUCCCCCGUCGUCUUCGAGCGCGCAGCCGGCGUGGGCGGCACCUGGCGCUACGACGACGCGGCGUCGGCGGACCCGCUCGGCGCCGGGGGCGUCCACGGUAGCCUCUACGCGUCCCUCCGCACCAACCUGCCCCGCGAGUCCAUGGGCUUCCUCGACUUCCCCUUCGUCGCCGAUGAGGGCUCCGUUGACCCGCGCAGGUUCCCCGGGCACCAGGAGGUGCUACGGUACCUCGAGGCGUUCGCGCGGCGCUUCGAUCUCCUCGGGCUGGUCCGGCUCGAGACUGAGGUGGUCAGCGUCCGCCGCAGGGUCGACGGCGCGGGCGCGGGCGUGGCGGGCUGGACGGUCUCCUACUGCUCGAGGAAGCUCGCCGGCGGGGAACUACAGGAGGAGGAGCAGUCGGAGGUGUUCGACGCCGUCGUCGUCUGCAACGGCCACUUCGCCGAGCCCCGCCUCGCCGAGAUCGCCGGCAUAGACGGUUGGCCGGGGAAGCAACUGCACAGCCACAGCUACCGUGUGCCCGACCAGUUCCACGGCCAAGUCGUAGUGGUGAUAGGAUACCACCCCAGCGGGAUGGACAUCUCGAGGGACAUUGCUGGUGUCGCCAAAGAGGUCCACGUUGCUAUCCGAUCGGCGCCCUGUGGAAUGCAGAGCACUACUGCCCAUGCCAAUCUGUGGCUACAUCCCAUGAUCGAAUGUGCCGAGGAAGAUGGCAGCGUGGUGUUCCAGGAUGGCAGUCGGGUCAAGGCGGACUCAGUCGUGCACUGCACAGGGUACAAGUACAGGUUCCCGUUCCUGGAGGAGGAUGGUAUGGUGAGCGUGGACGACAACCGCGUGGGUCCGCUUUACAAGCACGUGUUCCCGCCACAGAUGGCCCCUCACAUCUCCUUCAUUGGAUUACCAUUCAAGUCGAUCCUUUUUCCAGUGUUCCGGCUCCAGAGCAACUGGGUGGCGGGAGCACUGUCAGGAAGGAUCGAGCUCCCGUCACCGGAGGAGAUGAUGCUGGAUGUCAUGGCAUUUUACUCCGACAUGGAAGCCCGCGGAUGGCCCAAAAGAUUCACACACAACCUGGGAGUGGAAGCAUGGACGUUUGAGUAUGAGGACUGGCUGGCGGAGCAGUGCGGGCUGGACAAGAUGGAAGAGUGGAGGAGGGUGAUAUACGUUGCGGCCAGAGCGAGGGUGUCGGUCCGGCUGGAGAGCUACCGCGACGAGUGGGACGACGACCAACUGCUGGCCCAAGCACACAACGAUUUAUCUAAGUAUCUCUGAUGUCGCCUCAUCGACCGCUACGGUUUAGCUUCUGUUGGCUUCUCGUCCCUUCGGGGACAUGCGAUAAAAGAGAUUAGAUGAACUUGCGGAGAAAUAACUAAAAUCUAAAGAAAGGGCUUUAAAAAGAGUGAACUAGCCACGACAGAGUAAUAUUCUAUCACUAGACCAUUGGUGCUUCAAAGAGCAUUUGACUUGAAAAUAGUACAUGAUUCUAUGAAUA